UUUUGUCUUCAGUCUGCUGUGGGUCACGACUACCAGAGCAAACUGUCCAAGCAUUGCUCCCAGACCGACACGUCCAAAGGCUUCGGAGGGAAGUACGGCGUCCAGGCCGACCGCGUCGACAAGUCGGCCGUCGGCUUUGAAUACGCUGGGAAGACGGAGAAACACGCGUCGCAGAAAGACUACACCACGGGGUUCGGCGGGCGGUACGGCGUUCAGGCGGAUCGGGUCGACCAGAGCGCGGUCGGCUUCGACUAUCAAGGCAAGACGGAGAAACACGAGUCACAGAAAGAUUACGCCAAAGGUUUCGGGGGGAAGUUCGGCGUUGAGACGGACAAAGUGGACAAGAGCGCCGUGGGCUUCGAGUACCAGGGCAAAACGGAGCGGCACGAGUCGCAGAAAGACUAUGUGAAAGGCUUUGGUGGGAAGUUCGGUGUUCAGACGGACCGGCAGGAUAAAUCGGCGCUGGGAUGGGAUCACCAGGAGAAGCUGCAGCUUCACGAAUCUCAGAAAGACUAUAAGCGUGGGUUUGGAGGGCGGUAUGGGGUAGAGGUGGAGAGGCGGGACCGCUGUGCUCUGGGCUAUGAGCACAAGGAGAACCUGGCCAAGCACGAGUCCCAGAAAGAUUAUUCCAAAGGAUUCGGAGGGAAGUUUGGCGUCCAGGACGACCGCAUGGACAAGAGUGCCGGGAAGUUUGAGGACGUGGAGAAGCCGACGCCGUCCUACCAGAAAACCAAACCUGUGGAAGCUGCAGGCAGCAGCACAGGAAGCAUCAAGGCUCGCUUCGAGAACAUCGCCAAGCAGAAGGAGGAGGAGGACCGGCGGCGGGCCGAGGAGGAGCGGGCGCGCCGCCACGCCAAGGAGCAGCAGGAGCAGGAGGAGGCGCGGCGGAAAGUGGAGCGGCCGCCGUCCCCUGCCCACGCUACCACUCCCAGCCCCAUUCCCAGCCCCACUCCCCCGGUCCAGCCUGCCGCAGAGCUCCAGAACUCUCAGAGCGAAGCUGCAAACGACGAGCCGCUGUACGAGGAGACGCAGGAAGCCCAGGACGCCUACGAGCAGCCGGACCUGUACCAGAACCCCGACGAGGCUGCGGCUCCAGCAGAUGUGCAGCAGUACGAGUACGGAGACGACCUCGGCGUGACGGCUGUGGCUCUCUACGACUACCAAGCAGCCGGUGACGACGAGAUUUCCUUCGACCCCGAUGACGUCAUCACCAACAUCGAGAUGAUCGAUGAGGGCUGGUGGCGCGGCGUCUGCAGGGGCGCCUACGGCCUCUUCCCGGCCAACUACGUGGAGGUCCGGCAGUGACUCCGCCCCCUGACUCCGCCCCCUGUCUCCACCUGGGAGUGAGUCCUCCCUCCGCCUGCAGCCGGUUAAAGCAGAGACGUUUUCAGAGUUUCUAUCUUUUGUCCCUGAAGAAUCAGGCCGAGCCUUGAACUCGCCCUGUAGAGUAUUAUCAUGUUUGGAAUCAUGUCCUGUUUGAUCAUUUUUAAACUUAUUUCUGUUCGUUUCGCUGCUUCGAAUGUUUCGGUGUCUGUUUUAGUUUCUUCUGUCUUAAUGUUUCUUCGCCACCAGGGGGCGCCUGCUGCCGGCGUCCGGCUGCUCUGAGGGAACAAAGCUCCGACUUUAAUUCAUCUCUGGGUUUUCUAAUAAAAGUGACCUUUUCAAAUGGAUUAUUUUUAUCUGUUGGCUUCAGUCACAUCAUUACCUGCUUUUUCAUUUUCUUUUUUUUUAUUUUUAUGUUUCAAUAAAUAAAGUAUGAACAAUUAAUA
This is a messenger RNA of Poecilia latipinna (sailfin molly), 1769 nucleotides long. It is a transcript of the gene cttn, whose product is annotated as cortactin. The transcript has 12 exons. The annotation marks the transcript as partial. Gene Ontology annotation, molecular function: actin filament binding. The record is from RefSeq and is a predicted model, not a curated record. Gene Ontology annotation, biological process: cell migration; regulation of actin filament polymerization. Lineage: Eukaryota; Metazoa; Chordata; Actinopteri; Cyprinodontiformes; Poeciliidae. Gene Ontology annotation, cellular component: actin filament; plasma membrane; lamellipodium.